Molecule: messenger RNA, 733 nt
Organism: Syzygium oleosum
Lineage: Eukaryota; Viridiplantae; Streptophyta; Magnoliopsida; Myrtales; Myrtaceae
Exons: 2
Coding region: 26-520 (164 amino acids)
Source: RefSeq, a predicted model, not a curated record
CCUCUUCUCUCAAACUAGUCACCCGAUGUCUUCCAGGUACUUGCUAGUUUUGCUCCUGGGAGCGGUGCUUUUCGCCGCACCUGUCCUCUCCGAGGACGUCGAAAAAGAGCACAAGCAUCACCACAAGCACCAACCCGGCGGUCGCCGUCUCUUGGAGACAGCCGAAGUCGAGGACUCGCACCACCACCACCACCACCACCACCACCCCCACCACCCCGGCCACAUGCUUGCCGAGGAAGUGGUAGCUGAUGAAAAAGAAAAAGAGCACAAGCACCACCACAAGCACCACCCCGGCGAUCGCCGUCUCUUGGGGACCAUCGAAGUUGAGGACUUACACCACCGCCGCCACCACCUCCACCACCACCCCGGCCACAUGCUUGCCGAGGAAGUGGUAGCCGAUGAAAGGAAUAAGCCUUUCCCUGACCACAAGCCACCAAAGAAAGGCGAGGAACCGAAGAAGGGCAAGGGAGAGAAGCCGCACCACCACAAGCCACCGCACAAGCCCCCCACCGAGAACUGAGUGUGCGUUCUUCAAUGAAUGUAUUUGUCGUGUGCUUAUCACGCUUUCAAAUAAGAGGUGGUCCAUAUAGUAUCUGGUACUACCGUGUUAGCAGGUUGGUUAUUUGCGUUCCAUGUAAUAUAGGAUGUUUGUACUUUGCUUGGGCAUUUCGAAAACUUUACCCUCGUUAAUACAUGCUGAGUAUUUGCUAGCCAUGAGCUUUCCUUUGUUAAA